Penicillium cinerascens is the source of this 537-nucleotide messenger RNA. RefSeq lists its product as uncharacterized. The record is from RefSeq and is a predicted model, not a curated record. The transcript has 2 exons. Bases 1 to 537 code for a protein of 178 amino acids. Lineage: Eukaryota; Fungi; Ascomycota; Eurotiomycetes; Eurotiales; Aspergillaceae.
AUGCAGGGCCGCGGGUUCUGGUGCGCCAGCAACGGAACUGACUGCUGCCACAAUGCUGCCAGACUAGACAUGGGACAGAUGGUGAAUGUGACCGUCACAUCAUUAUCGGGAUCAAUCUCCUCCUACUCUUCCCCAUCUGCCACCUCAUCAACUUCUUCACCAAGCGAUACUGCAGCUUCUUCGCCAAGCGAUACUACAGCUUCUUCACCAAGCGAUACUACAGCUUCUUCGCAAUCAGCCGCUUGCACCUCAGAAAUCAACUGCCCCAACCCUAAGAAAAACACAGCUGUCGCAGCCGGUGUGGGCGCAGGAUUGGGCGUAUGUCUUCUGAUUGCAUUGAUUACACUUCUCAUGCAACGACGAAUUUACACGAAGAACAUGCGAAAUAAAGAGGCGAUGAUCAAUGCAUUAAAUUCAGCAGGUGCACAGCCACAUAAGGAUGGCCCAGUCGAUACUGAGAUGAGAAAGAGGACUGUCCCAGUGGAGUUGGGGCCCCCGGACGCGUGGAUCCAUGAGGUUCAUGGGAAUCAUUCGUAG